Molecule: messenger RNA, 1988 nt
Organism: Dromiciops gliroides (monito del monte)
Lineage: Eukaryota; Metazoa; Chordata; Mammalia; Microbiotheria; Microbiotheriidae
Gene: CCND3
Product: cyclin D3
Exons: 5
Coding region: 166-1044 (292 amino acids)
Biological process (GO): positive regulation of G1/S transition of mitotic cell cycle; mitotic cell cycle phase transition; regulation of cyclin-dependent protein serine/threonine kinase activity
Cellular component (GO): cyclin-dependent protein kinase holoenzyme complex; cytoplasm; nucleus
Molecular function (GO): cyclin-dependent protein serine/threonine kinase regulator activity
Source: RefSeq, a predicted model, not a curated record
UGUCAGGGAAGCCGGGCGGGCGGGCUGGGGCUCCGGCUCUGCCGUGCCAGCGCCAGACCCGCCGCCCCGCGCCUUCCCCAGCUCCGCGCCACCCUUUCCUCAGCCCCACAUCUGCUCUCCGGCCCCGGUCCUCGGCUUCCCGCCGUGCCCCUCCGUCACCCAGUAAUGGAAUUGCUGUGCUCUGAGGGGGCUCGGCGGACGCCCCGGGCCGGGCCGGACCCUCGGCUACUUGGGGACCAACGCGUCCUGCAGAGCUUGCUCCGCCUAGAGGAGCGCUACGUGCCCCGCGCCUCCUACUUUAAGUGCGUGCAGCGGGAGCUCAAGCCUCACAUGCGGAAGAUGCUGGCAUACUGGAUGCUGGAGGUGUGUGAGGAGCAGCGCUGCGAGGAGGAGGUCUUCCCCCUGGCGAUGAACUACCUGGACCGCUACCUGUCCUGUGUCCCUACCCGAAAGUGCCACCUGCAGCUUUUGGGUGCAGUGUGCAUGCUGUUGGCCUCCAAACUCCGGGAGACCACACCAUUGACCAUGGAGAAGCUAUGUAUCUACACUGACCACUCCGUCACACCCCAUCAGCUCCGGGACUGGGAAGUGAUUGUCUUAGGGAGACUCAAGUGGGACCUAGCCGCCGUGAUUGCUCACGACUUCCUGGCACUGAUUCUGCACCGGCUUCCAGUGCCCCUGGACCGACGGGCAUUGGUCAAGAAGCAUGCCCAGACCUUUCUAGCCCUCUGUGCUACAGAUUAUACCUUUGCCAUGUAUCCACCCUCCAUGAUCGCAACUGGCAGCAUUGGAGCUGCUGUACAGGGCCUGGCUGCCUGCCCCUUAUCUUCGGAUGAGCUGACAGAGCUGUUGGCAGGGAUCACAGGCACUGACGUGGACUGCCUGCGUGCCUGCCAGGAGCAGAUUGAAGCUGCUCUAAGGGAGAGCCUUCGGGAGGCUGCCCAGGAUACAGCAGUCACAGUUCCCAAGGCUCCAGAAUAUUCUGCCAACCAGGAGCCGAGUCAGACCAGCACCCCAACAGAAGUCACAGCCGUUCACUUGUAACUCCUUCCCCACUCUUCCCCAUUCCUUCUCGUGGGCUACACAAGGGAGGAAAGAACACCAACCCAAUCCCAACCCCAGCCCAGCCUCUGCUCUGAGAACCAACUUUGCCGUCAGCUGGAUGUCCGGGCCCUGGGAGCCGUGGCUCCUCCUGAGCCAGAGUUUGAGACGGGGCAGGUUCUGCCCCACCUGUGGGCCUGCCCAAUUGUCAGAUAGGGAACUAGUUUGAUCAGACCUAGGCAAAAUUGUUUAGUUGGCUCUUUCUCUCCCCCCCACGUCCCCCCAGGGGUAUUUGCAUUUAGACUUGAAGACUUAAUUCCAAGCCGGCUAAGUGCUUGGAGGAAAAAAAUUCAGGCUGGGGGUGGGGAUCCUCCCUGGAAUUUUAUGGUGCAGCAUCAAGCCAGCCCUCAGGAAGAGAAAGGCUAAGGCCUCAGUCUGGGGGGGUGGGGGGGGGGUUUGAAACUUGCAGCCUGAUUCUUCCUUGAAUUGCUUCCUGCUCAGCUUGCUGAAUGUGCCCCCUGAUGUCUAGUCAGGGCUGGGGGUGGGGGAGUGGCUCCACCGAUUAAUUUAUUAUGACCAGGUGCAACAAAGUGAUCACAGUACAACGCCAGAGGGACCGGGGAGCCUUCCUCUGUCCUCCAGAAAAUGACCCUUUCCAUGUGCCUCCUCCCACCUUCCUCCCAUCCUGUUCCCCCCCAUUUGGCUGGAAAGACUUAGUGCCAAAGAUGCUGCUAUAGCUUGGGGGGAAGGAGGGAGGAAAGGGGCUGCAAACCCCUCUUCCUCUAGCCCUGCUCCUUGAGGUGUGAGAAAUGGACUGAAGGGUACCUAGGCCUCUCCCAGGGGAGGGAGGCAGGCCCUGUUCGCUGCACAGGUGUCCCUGGGGCCACUACCUCGGUCCAGGAGGGGCAGCCCAGGCUACCUGAAUAAAGAUUCUGGACUAGACCAAG